Molecule: messenger RNA, 2067 nt
Organism: Stylonychia lemnae
Lineage: Eukaryota; Ciliophora; Spirotrichea; Sporadotrichida; Oxytrichidae
Source: the annotation of a GenBank genome assembly
AUGAGUCAAAAGUAGCAAGUUUACAGAAAGAAAGGUGAAGCUCCAGCUUAGGAAGAAACCAAAGCAGGAGAUGCUAAGCCUAGAGAAGACAGAGGAGGCUAUAGAGGUGGAAACCGUGGUGGACGUGGUGGUCAAAGAGGCGGUAAUCAAGGAGGAAGAGGUGGAAGACCUCAAACUGCUUAUCAAGAUCGUCCAUAUGGUGAACGCAAACCUCAAUACCAAAGAAAGCAAGAAGAUGCUCAAGAAGGAGAGGAAGUCAAGCAAACCGAAUAAAAGCAAGUCAAUGAUAAAAAUGAUAAAAAUGAUAGAAAGGCCAAUAAUAGAAACACUGAAAUUGAUGAGAAUACUUAUUAUUACAAGUAUUAUUACGCUCCAAGACCUAAAUUUGAGAGAAUUACAGUCACUGCUGAAACUGAAGUACCUAGUGUCCCAGCAAAGGAAGAAAGAAAGAAGCAACCAGAUCAAAAUGAUUUCGACAAGAAGAUGAGAGAUCUUGAUAACCAGAUUGAGCAUCUUAGAGCCAAGAUUAGAAACAUUGGAUAAAAGAAAAAGGAAGUGCUAGAUGGUGGUAAAGUUAGCGGUUCAUCUAUGACCUACAAGGAUUUCCUAAGAGAGAAAUUCGAUACUUUGAAUGAAUUGAGAUAGGAAAAGAGAGGUCACAUUGAAUAACUUCACAAAGUCUAAGACAAGAUUAAGAGUUUUGAAGAUUAAAGACAAACUUUGAGAAAAGGAUUGAGCAGAGAACAUCAGGAUCCUGAGGCUAUUAAAAAGAGCAUUAUUGAUCUUGAAAGAAGAUUUGAAACUACUACUCUCAAGAACAAUAAUGAGGAAAAGAAAAUCCUUAAUGACAUAAAAUCACUAAAAGCCUCAGUUGGAAACGCUGAGAAAUUACUUGAAAUAAAGCCAUAGAUUGAUGCACUUUACACUGAAAAGAAAGAGAUUAGAGAAAAGUUGAAUGUUUUAAGCGAAACCAUUGAGGGUAAGGAUGAAGAAAUAAACAAAAUCAAAAAGGAAAUGGAUGAAGCUAAGGAACAAAGAUAGGACAUUAAAUAGUAAUUAGAUAAAUUUGAAGAAGAUAUCCAAAAGGUUAAGGAUGAUUUGUAAAAGUUAUAUGACAGGAAAAAUGAAACUAGAGAGGAAUAUUUCAAGGCUAAAUUAGAAUUCGAGAUUCAAAGAGAUGAGAUUCACUAAAGUGAAUGGAUUGCCAAGUAAAAAUUACAAGUCAUUGAGCGCGAGAAAAUGAGACUUGAGAGAAUUGAAUCCAGAAAGCAAGCUCUCCUAGAUAGACCCAACCCAUACCUUAAGGAAAUUGAAACUUGCGAUCAUUUGAUUGCUUACUGCCAAAAACUAAAGGUUUUGAGUGGUCUCGUUCAAGCUCCAGUUGAUGAGCAAAUUAAGCAAGAAUAAAAAUAAAUCAUCAGUCAACUAAAUAAGGAAGAGGUCAAGAAGAAGCUUCAAGAUGGUAAACUCGAGAGAGUUAUGACUAAGAAAGAAAGAGAGGAAGCCGCUUUAAUGGUUGUUGGAGGAAAGAAGAAGGGUGGAAAGAAGCCAAAGGCUGCCAAGGAGUCUGAGGCAAAUGAAGAAUUCCAAAUUGAUAUUACCCUCAUCAAUAAAUUCGGAUUCCUCAAAAUUAGUCCACCACUUAACAAGGAAAGCCUUGACAGCAAGAUCAAUGAACUUACUGAAAAGAGAGCUGUUUAUGAUAGAGAAGGUGAUCAAAGACUAAAGGAUGAAGAGGAGAAAUUAGGAGAAGGUGUUCUUGAAGAGGAAGAGCCAGUUUACGAAAAGCGUGAGAGAAACGGCGAUGAAGAAGAAGGUGAAAGAAGAGGUGGAAGAGGCGGCAGAGGCUUCAGAGGAGGUCGAGGCGGCUUCAGAGGCGGAGACAGAAAUGGUGACAGACCUCAAACUGAAAGAGGUCGUGGAAGAAGAGAAUAAAGAGAUGAGUAUCAAGAUGACGAGGAUGAAGGAUAUAACUACACCGAAACAAUCCACAAUAAACAAGGUAGAAGAGCCAAUAAAAAGGAGAAUCUUGAUUAGAAUGAAAACAACUACCCAACUCUAAGUUGA